Molecule: messenger RNA, 500 nt
Organism: Emiliania huxleyi CCMP1516
Lineage: Eukaryota; Haptophyta; Isochrysidales; Noelaerhabdaceae
Exons: 1
Biological process (GO): galactolipid biosynthetic process
Cellular component (GO): chloroplast outer membrane
Molecular function (GO): digalactosyldiacylglycerol synthase activity
Source: RefSeq, a predicted model, not a curated record
GCGACGUGACGGGCUGCUUCGAGGCGGGAGAGUGCGACGUCUGUGUCCUCGAGGAGCCCGAGCACCUCAACUGGUACCACUCGGGCGCCAACUGGCGGCACCGCUUCAAGCUGGUGAUUGGAGUGGUGCACACAAACUACCUCUACUACGCGAGGAUGUACGCCGGCGCAGCCACCGCCGCCGUGCUCAAGCGGCUCAACGAGUGGAUGUGCGGAGCGUACUGCGACCGGGUCAUCAAGCUGUCUGGCACGAUCCAGCCCCUUCCGCGCGCGGUGGUUUGCAACGUGCAUGGCGUGCGGUCCGAGUUCCUCGAGAUUGGACGCCGCGCUGCGAGGUCGCACUUCCCGCCGCGCCGCGCCGGCGCCUACUUCCUGGGAAAGGUGCUGUGGGCAAAGGGGCACCGGCUGCUGAUCGACUACCUCGCGCUGCAGCAGUCUCUCGGCCAGCCGCCGACGCACGUCGACGUGUACGGGGGCGGCGAGGACUUGGCCGAGGUGGAG